GGAAAAAUGGCGGAAACUUGUGUUUUCUUCACGUUAUCAGCAUCAGCGCUUCUAAACAUUGCGUCUUAAGCCUCAUCCGGGGUUUGUCGGCUUAUAUGUGUCACAAAUGUGUCUUCAUAUGUAAGGCUGCGGGUUUAAAGAGGAAUGCAAGAUGCAAGAAGAUUCAAUGAGCUUUUCCACCCCUGGCCCCAUGACACAGAAUCAAGUAUCCCAAGUCAAGUCUUUCAAGUGUAGUCACUGUACGAUCCUCUUCAAAUCCAAGGUCUACCUUUUUGAACACCUCAACAAGGUGCAUGACUUUGAUGUAGAUGCUGCUCUCACAGUGGCUGGUUUAAAAUGCUCCGGCAAUUUCAAAGCCAACACUGACAACCAUAGCAACACCUCAGGAGAUGAUUUUAAAUGCCAGCACUGUGAUUUCAAAGCUUGCGAUGGGGACACUCUAAACAACCAUGAGAAACAAUGUCACAAAAAAUCAGAGGAUCAGAACAUGAUUGGGAAAAUUAUAAUUUCUGAAAACCUGGAGACCAAUACACCUGUUAUUUCAACAAACCAGCACAGUGAAGCUGCAGAAGAAAAAGAGAUUUCCAACGUUUUUUCGGAUACUUCUACCUCAAAAACUAAAUGCACACUUAACUCAUCAAAGGAUGUUAAGAUCUAUAAGAGGCCCUUGCAAACCAUUACCAAGUACUUUGCACCAUCAUCUGGAUCAAAUGGGAAACCAUCAAUGAAGUCAGCUGAUAGCCCAAAGCUUCUCGACAGCGCCAAAGGAACUAUAAUUUUGCAAGAGUCCCCCUCAUGCUCCCGUCCAAACAGUAGUGGUGUGUUUAAAGUCACUGCAAAGCCCAUGAUUGACAUCACCAGUGUUUCUGAUCAUUUUUUGCUAAAUGACCACCUUUUAAUUACCGAUCUGAGACCAUUAAAGCCUAAGGAACAAUCCAGAGAAACAACCCCUGAAAAAACUGGCAAGAGGACCGACAGUGAAAGGAUGAAUGCUCCUCCUGCUAAAAAAGCAAAGUCUGAUAUAAGUGAGACAAAGCUCCCGGAGGAAACAAACGCAAGUAAACAAAAAGAAACAAAUGACCCAGAGUUUUCAUUUGAAGUUAGCGAAGAUGAAGGAGAAAAGAAUCUUCAUCUUGCCAAUGGGGACACAGAAGGCUCAAAGGUCUAUUAUUGUAAGCAUUGUGACUACCGUGAUAUGAGCAUCAGUUCUGUGACCACCCAUUAUCAGAGCGACCACCCUUAUAUAAGAUGUAACACUGCUUACAUUCAGGAUCCACGUGAUGCGAGUGCUACCUUUCGUUGCCUGCAGUGUCCAGUUGAGUUUGUAAGUGUAGCUGCCAUCAAGAGACACUACUCUGAAAAACAUCAAGGGGCCCCAGAUGUAUUCACGAUGCAAACACGUGAACUCAGUUUGGUUUUCAGAUGUUUUGUGUGUCCCUUUACCACGAACAUAUUGGAAGCUUUGGAAAACCAUUACAAGGAAAUUCACCCAAAACAUAAAAUGGAUAAUUCCUUGAUGUACUGCAAAUAUUUGGUAACUGGAUGUCAAAAGGGCUCAUCCCAGUCAAAUACAUGUGAAACAGUGCCCAGUCCGGAAAGACAAGCAGAGAUUUCUCCUGAGAGGGUCUGUACACCAUCUAAGGAAGUCAAAAAUGCACCCUCACCCCAACAUCCCACCUCUACAACAGCAGACGAGAUCUUGUAUCAUUGCAGUAAGUGCAAGUUUAGUCAUAAGUCAACUGUUGUUAUGCGUGUCCACUACCAAAAAAGCCACCCAGGGGAAGCAGUCACACUUGACAAAAUCAAACAGUCACAGAGGACGCCAGAUAAGUCUCCGAACUCUGUGACAUUAACUGAAAAAUCUGCUCCUCAAACAAAAAUCUCAGGUUCUUCUAAGAGAACAAAAGACAAAGCUGAGCUGUCACAGCAUAAGCGCACACCAGAAGCUUUGCAGACUCAUUCAGAGUUACCCAAAACUAAGAAAUUGGAAUCUGCAGUGGACAGAAAUAAAGGAACUCAGUCACCCACCAAACAUGAUAAGGUAAUGUCUGUGGGAAAGUACAGUUUAACGAGCAGUUCACCAGAUAAGUUGUUUUACUGCAAGUAUUGCAGUUAUUCAAGUACCAACAUCAGAAGCGUUAUUGGUCAUCAUAACGCAAAACACUCUAUGCAUGCACUAACAGGUACUGAAGAGAUCUUGGUGUAUAGUGCUGAAGUCCAGAAAAAGAAACGUCAAAGAGAAGCUAAGGCCUUAGCAAGUAAAACAUCUUCUGGUUCUAAAACUUCUAAACAAGUUAAGGUAUGUAGUGAAAAAGAACUUCAAGAUGAAGUGGACGAAGCAGCAGAUGCUUCAGUGACGAGCCUCAAUGCUUAUGCAUGUGCAGAAAACUUGUUUUACUGCCAAAAAUGCAACUUUGGUAAUCCAUCUGCAAAAGGAAUAGCAAACCAUCAAAACAAAGUUCACUCAGGCAUUCAAUACAGCAUGGAAUGUAUUCUUGAACAUACAGCUUUGAUGCGUGAUGAAAUUAAAAAAUCAAAAUCCCAAGCAAAGGAGUUUUCCUUUUCUACACGUCUACCUCUUCCUCUUAUGAAUGAGGGCGAUGAAAAAAAGUUUUUCUGCCACUUUUGCAACUAUAGGCAGAGUACUAUGGAAAUUGUAAUGAAACAUUACGCCAAAAAACAUCGUGGAUUCAUGGUUAAGGUUGAACAAGUCCGUCUGUACACCUCUAUUGUUCAUGCAAAGACACAGAGGUUGCACCUAAACACAACUGCAAACCAGUCUUUGUCAGUCAGUCAUGCAUCCCAAGAUGGUGAAGGACAUAAAAAGAAAAAAGUAAAACAGCUUGGCAAACCCUUACCGGUGUCGGCACCACCCUCAAUGAAAGCCUCACAAACACAGAGGACCCUUCAGUGCUAUAGAUGCUCUUAUAGCACUCAAUAUCUGAAUCUUUUGAAGAGGCAUAUGCGGAAAAUCCACAGGGCAAAUCGCUCAGUCACAGACCUCUUAAGAGUGUGUUUCAGACAAGGAAAUAUACAGACAGGCUAUCACUGCGAUAGGUGUGUUUUCUCACACAAAAAAGCAGCAGCAGUCUAUAAACACUACCAGGAACAACACCCAGAACGUAGUGCAAGCCUUGACCAUGUGACUACUCGGUUGUAUGUCGGUCCCGAAACACGUUCUCCCAAAAGGAAAAAACCCCGUAUAAAGUACACCGAUGAUGCUAGUGAGGAUGAUGGCACUGAUGGCAGCUUACCAUUUCAAAGAUCUGGACAAAAUGAAAUCAAGACGUAUUCAUGCAGAGCAUGUUCAUUUAAAGGUAGCUCAAAGUCAGGCCUCACACGCCACUACCAUGCUGUUCAUCCGUGGUCUGUGAAAGAAGACGGCUCAAUUCUGGAUGUCAUCAACAGCAAGAAACCAAGUGCAAACAGGCAGACGGAAGACCACAAUGACAAGCCAGGGUCAUUCGAAUCCUACCAAGUGCCUCUUGAUUUUGACAAGUCACCUGAUUCAUCUUCUGAAGAAACAGCAUCUUCCACAUUGAUCAAGUGCCCUUACUGCCCUGCUAGUUUUCACAGCUACCGCGGUCUCCACACUCACUGUGGAAUGAAACACCAUAAAGCUGCAAAUGACGAUUCAGAUAAACAGCAAGAGCAACUCCAAACAGGUAUGCAUGUCUUAAAGUGUCCACAUUGUACCUAUGUGAAUUCCAAAUAUCAAGGAGUUCUCACUCACUGCCAGAUGAAGCAUCCUGCUCUUGUGUGCUCGGCGGACAGUCAUUACGUGGAUGAAGAACAUUCACGCCACUGGGGUGUCUGUUUGAAAAGUAAAGGUCCUGGUUGCACUUUGAGACUUCGUGGUUACAUGUGUGAAUCCUGCCCAAAAAUCUGUUCAACGCAGGAGAAGCUAAACAGGCACUGCAAGAAGGUCCAUACUAAAACUAUGGCAAGCACAGUGCCAAACACACUGAAACCAUCUAAACCAUCAGCUGUGAGUAAAAUAAAACAAUUUAAGACCCUAAGCAAUUGGGGAUUAGUAUCGCAGGCCUCCUUUUUAAGGAAGAAAAUAUAUGCAGUGGUUAAGUGCCAGUACUGUGCUUACAGCUGUAGCACAAAAAUUGCGCUUGGUCGACAUGUGCGUGUCCACCACAAGAAUGCACCUGUUUCAAAGGUUCAGGAUCACAUAUACAAGUGUGUCCUGUGUUCCAUCUCCUAUUUCGAAAAAGUUCGACUUGCAAGCCAUUAUAUUAAGAAACAUGGAAGGGACAGCUUCUUAAAGUACUAUGUACCAGUGUACAAGCAUGGCCAAGAGAAGCCAGCACCAACAUCUCCUGACCACCCUUUAACUCAGCAACCAGAAAUCGAGCAUGAGGCAUGUAAAUCCAGCACGACAACCGAUGAAAACAAAAAAUUAGUCUACAGGUGUCCAUGUUGCUCCUAUGUGAAUGCAAGCUACCAUGGCACUCUGACGCACUGCCAAAUGAAGCAUCCAGACCUCAUAGUCAGAGCAGAUAGACUUCAAACAGAUGAAGUAGUCAUGACCAACAUGGUAGGGUGUUCCGUGGGGAAAGGUGCUAAUGAAAGAGGGUACAUGUGUAAAAGAUGUCCACUAAUUUAUCCUUCAAUGAAGAAGCUGAAAAUCCACUGUGAGAGGGACCACAAUCAGGCUUCUGAACCUGACACUGAAACUGAAAAGCAACCUGAUCACAGCUCUCAGGGAUCACCAUUGAGCACUGAAAUCGGUUUCAGUCACCAGUUGGGAACUCCUGAGACUUCUCAAUCCAAUGCACCAUCAGUACAGAACAUGACGAUUGUGUACAAGUGCCACAUUUGUAACUAUAAAGGAUUCUUCAGGCGAUACCUGCAAUGUCACUACAAAAAGACUCACAAAAUGGAUCCAUUUACCAUACACAAGCUGCUAGAGAAGUAUAACAAACGUAAACGCAAAGCCAGCAAACUGCCUGAAGCUGAAUCUGAGAAAGAUGGACCCAUGAAAUGUAAAAAGUGUCCGGAGUUCAUGUUUGACUCAUCUGAGCUGCUUGCAGCCCACUAUAGUGCUUUUCAUAGCUUGGACUCCAUAUUGGACUUCACUGUGUUAUCAACAGGGAAAAAGAAGGGUAGUACAGGUCUUUACAGGUGUGUGCACUGCUACAAACAAAUGAAUGGAAUUAGAAAGCUGUGGUAUCACCUGGAUUGCCACAGAGAGAGUGCAAGAAAGAGAGCGAUGGAUGAGAAGACAACAGCUUCACUUGAUACGACAACACCAGAGGCCAAAUCCAUUAAACUCUGUAAGCAGGACGUACUUCUCAAAUUAGAAAAUGUGGAGGAAUUGGCCCAGUGGAACGUGACACCAGUAGAGACUUUCGUUAUGCCACCAAGUCCUCUGCCGUCACCUUCAAAGUCCACAGAGCUGGAGCAACCAGAGCUGGAAUCGAGAGAAGACAAACACACCUGCGAACAGUGCGGGCGGUCAUUCAUGUCACUAAAAGGUUUGCGUUCUCAUGAGCGCAGCCAUGCAGCCAUGGCAGCUAUCAGGAAGAACCGGGACAAUCUGCCUACCACAGUGUUAAAGCACAGCAUCAACAAAUACGUAAUUUACAAAAGUGGAACUACAAAGCCUUUCCUGUGUAGUUUAUGUUCCUAUCGAACGACCAUCAUAGGCCUCUGGAGGAGUCAUUUUAUGAAAUCACAUGAAGAUGUCAUCAUGAAUCAUGCUGAGACUGACAGCCAAGACGAGAGUGGUCAGAGGACCAACGAGGAGCCCUACAUUUCAUCAGAGGAAUCAAACAAUUGGCCUGAACCUGAUGAAGAACCUGACAUUACUGACGAUUCGCAGUACUCAGAGCCCCCAGAUGUGCAGCGGCAGUUAAACCACUAUACCUUGAUGGCGCAGGCUAAUGCCUCGUCUAAAGCAAAUGGGCAAGAAACCAUGUUACCUGACAAUUCUCUUCUUCACUGUGAGUUUUGCAAUUUCAACACUGGACAUAUGUCUAGUGUACGACGACACUACCUGAAUCGCCAUGGAAAGAAGUUUGUCAAGUGUAAGGACUGCGACUUUUUCACUGGUUCGAAGAAAACCCUGGAAAUGCACAUGGCGACAGGUCACUCCACAUGCCAGUCAGAACCUACUCAUCAUAAAGACCUCCGCUGCCCUUUCUGCCUCUACCAGACCAAGAACAAGAAUAACAUGAUCGAUCACAUUGUCUUGCACCGUGAGGAACGUGUUGUGCCAAUAGAGGUGCGCCGCUCGAAGCUGUCGCGUUACCUUCAAGGCAUCGUCUUCCGCUGUCACAAAUGUACUUUCACAUGCGGCAGUGCUGAAAACCUGCGUUUGCACAUGACGAAGCAUGAUGACAACAAACCCUACAAGUGUCGGCUGUGCUAUUUCGACUGCACUCAGCUGAGAGACCUGGAGGCACACCUGAGUGAUAAGCAUCAGGUUGUCAGGAAUCAUGAGCUUGUGGGUCAGAUCAGUCUUGAUCAGCUACAGGCAAGAGACGAUAGGAUGCCAGAAGAGGAAGAGGAACCUGCGUCUAACUUGGAGCACCACGACAAUGAUAGUGAGGAUGCAGAAACUGAUGACUCUGCCACCUACUGUAUUGAACUUCCAGAUGAGACACGAGCUAAGAACAUGGCAGAAAACAACGUGAAGGAGAAAAUUACUCCACAGACUGAAGAAGAAUAUCAGAAGCAAGAGCAGGACGAUGAUGAAAAUAGCCCUGCCGAGAGUUCUGUGUUAGAUCUUAAGGAUGAGGAUGAAGACACAAAACCAAACACCGCUGUCCAAGAGAAGCGUGAGCCGGAUCCACAAGAACAAGCAGUUGUGUGCUUGUCAGCCCAAACCAAACGCAGAGAUAGUGAGGACAGCAGCACAUUGCUCACACAACAAAAAGAGGAGGCAGCAGAAAAAACACCCACCCAAAAGCUACAUAAAAAGGCACUUAAGCAAAGAAUGUUGGACAUUGAGGCUAGUGUAGAACACAAUAUACUGCAGAAUAUCAUGCUGCUGGAUGAGGAUGGCAGCGUUGUCAAGAAACACAAGAAGGCAGCUCAUGACAGAAUGGUUAGGAAAGAGCAGAACAUUGAGAGUCAGGUUGUAGAUAAGGAUCAAAGUGAGAUGAUGUUCCUGGAUACAAAGGACAGCAUCACUUUGGCCCACAACCCUGAAAAUCAAGCUAAUAUAGAAGAAAUUUCAGCCCUUGGGAAGAAAAAUCAGAUGCAGCCAAACAACAGCAGGGCUAGAAAAAGUUUAUCGGUUGAAAGGCACUCGCACACUCCUCCGCUCAUGUGUGCAGAACUUAAGAUAAGCCAUGAGGAGAGCUUGGAUGUCUCAAUAACAAACUGCAAAAAGGAACAAGUGCAGAACAGUGAGGAGGCAAGAGACCUCUAUGGAGAAAUGCCGGUGCUUGAGAAUGAAAAUCUCAAAGAAGAAAUGCAGCCUAUUGAGUGUUGCAAAAAGGAAGAUGAGGAUGAUGUUGAGCAAAGGCAGGACAAAGAAGAUGAGACGAUCACUGCAGACGAUGAGAACCGAUGCGCAGAUCAGAAACAUGAGGAGGAUGACAGAAUGGAGGAUGCUGAUGAUUCACGUGCUCCCAAAGGUGCACCCACAGUCACAGAUGAAGCUCCUGAAGUCCUGUGCCCAGCAGUAACAGACGAGAAACAUUUCACCUGUGAGCUUUGUGGACGAAACCUCACAAACAGCUAUGAACUGAAGCGUCACUUCAUGCGACACAGAAUAUAACGUUUUUCUUUAUGUUAUGGACGGUAGCGAUGGCUCUCACUGUUGAGUUUUUGUGGGAAGCUAGUUUUUGUUUUUAUGGACCGUCCCCUAUCUUCUUACUGUAAUGUGCAUUUCUAAACAACCUGGUUACAAAUGAAUUUUUCAUGUUUUGUAGAUUUUAAACCUUUUAUAAUAAAGAUGUUUUUAUGGUACAGCUGUUAUGCGUAGGAUUUAAUUUGUGCGGUUUAGCAAAAGAAAACAUUUAAGAGCCAGGAUGGUGACUGUAUAAAGUGUGACAUGUUUAUUAAGACUUUAUUUUGAUUUGUUUAGUGUAAUCACACUAAUGGAUAUCCUGCAGUCUAUGUGAAUGGAGACAUGAAUCAUUAGUACUGUAAAACAUGAAAACAAUCACUGUGAACUGUAAUGAUUACGUUUAAACUGGUACCUAACAUCCAUGUUCAAUGUCCAGACUCUGGACCAACCUCAAUACCACUGAAUGUGGAAAUCCUUGUGCUGCCUUCAAGUGUUGCUGGGUAUUUGAACAUCGAUUGCUGUGUACCUUACCAGUGAGAGAGUUAAGUCAUUUCAGCAGUACAGAAGUAACAGUAUUUUUGUUUUAUAUUCCAUGUAAAUAAUAAUUUCUGUUUACUUUCUAACUUUUUUGUCACACGAUAUCAUUUACGUUUUUUGUAAAUAAACUGAAUGUGUAAUUGCCA
This is a messenger RNA of Epinephelus lanceolatus (giant grouper), 8433 nucleotides long. Its product is annotated as zinc finger protein 462-like. NCBI's taxonomy places the organism in Eukaryota, Metazoa, Chordata, Actinopteri, Perciformes, Serranidae. Gene Ontology annotation, cellular component: nucleus. Gene Ontology annotation, biological process: positive regulation of transcription by RNA polymerase II. The record is from RefSeq and is a predicted model, not a curated record.